CAUUCCGUCUAAUCGAAUUUAAUUUUCUUUUUUUUUUCAUUUCGGCAGCAUAUCCAAAAUUAUCUCCAACGCCGUAAAAUUUCGUAAACGUUCGUGUUCGAUGUUACCACCCCACCCCCCAAAAUAAACAGUGUAUGCAAAAAUUAGAAACCGUUUAUCAGUAUUUGUAAGGUGCGAGUGAAUUAUAGUGGUGAACCGGACAGCAAAUUGUGUUUUCUUCGGCUAAACCAUAAAUUGUUUUUUUUUGGCGGAAUAAGCUCGCGAUAUUGCGUUUUUUGCUUUUGUGACCGUGCUUUGAGAGUAGAAAAACGACAACACAUUUAGUGUGAAUCAACAAUGAACACUGGAGGGGCUUAUGGUGGCGGAAAGGCUGGAGCAUCGUUUGAUUUGAUUACGUUUGUCCAGCGACCACAAGUUAUCCUUCGAGGAUGUUGCUGGUUGUUCUCGAUAAUUGUGUUCGGUUGCAUAUCGUCACAAGGCUGGCGCGUUGACCCAACCACAAAGAAAGAUAUCUGCUUGUAUAACAACAAUCCAACCGCAUGCAAUUAUGGCGUAACGAUUGGUGUGAUUGGCUUCUUAGCAUCCAUGGGUUUCAUUGCUGGCGAAUACUUUUUCGAGCAAAUGUCCUCCGUUAAAACAAGGAAACACUAUGUAUUGGGUGACUUAGGAUUUUCAGGAUUGUGGGCAUUUUUAUGUCUAAUUGGUUUUAAGUAUCUAUGGGGCGAAUGGUCAAAUGCAGAAGCCCCACCACAAGGCUACGGUGAGGGCAACGUUAAAGCUACAAUCUUUUUCCUCUUCUUAUUAAUAGGAGCAUGGAGUGGAUGUGCAUAUUUUGCCUAUAAACGAUUCCAGCAAGGAGCUGAUGUGGCAUUUGCAUCAACGUAUGAUGCAUCUGAUCCAACUGCCAACCAAUAUUCGAGCUAUCCUAUUGGAAAUGAGACCGAUCAGUACAAUGAGCCACCAUUUUCGAAUGCUGGCCAACAACAUCAAAGAGGCGGCAACGAAUAUCAAGCUCCCACCUAUUAAUCACCAUCAGCUUAAAAACUUUUUUUUGAUAAAACCAACAACCAUUUUGAAUGGAUAAACCAUUUAAUUUAUUAAAUCCAACACUUGAGAAAAGUACGCAGCAUAAAAAAGAUAAGGAGAGCAAACACAAAAUUAUAUCUCAAUUGUGCUGGAGAAGAAAAAAAGAAGAAGAAGAAGAAGAAUUGGUGGCCAAAUGAAACGGGUAAGGAAAAGAAAGAGAAGUUUGAAGCAACGUUAUAGUGACAAUAGCGUAUUUUUAAGAGUGAACAAAAUUUAACAAACAAAUUAUAACUACAGACAACAAUUCAGCAAUGAAAUUGAUGAACAUACAUAUAGCGCAAGUCAAAAGAACAUCACACACAGAACAAAACAAAACAAAACCAAACAAAUUAUUUUCAGAAUUACUAAAAGCAAAUAAUUAAAAGCAACAACAAGAACACACACAAAACAAACAAACAAAUGAAGGUUUGUGGUAGAUUAUUUAAGGAAUGUAUUGAUUAAGUAACUUCCACUGUUGUGUCAUUGCAGCACAAUAAUAUACAACUCAGAAAAAUCAAAUGAUUUACAGAGCGACA
Molecule: messenger RNA, 1601 nt
Organism: Sitodiplosis mosellana (orange wheat blossom midge)
Lineage: Eukaryota; Metazoa; Arthropoda; Insecta; Diptera; Cecidomyiidae
Gene: Syngr
Product: synaptogyrin
Exons: 5
Coding region: 337-1026 (229 amino acids)
Cellular component (GO): neuromuscular junction; synaptic vesicle membrane
Source: RefSeq, a predicted model, not a curated record